AUGCCAGCUAAUGAGCCACAAGCAGGCCCUGUUCUACGACCUUUUGUAUGGCCACCCCCCGCACACUUCCCAUAUCAACCACUACUAGUUGAGGGAUAUCCUAGCUUGCCAAGAAAUGCAAUUGCGCAUAUGGAGCAUGCUCAUCAUAUUCCUCCUGUUGAUUAUAAUGCUUGCUUAAAUGAGCAAAUGAAUGCUGCUCAAAAUAAUAGGCGCCAUCAGCGGAAUCUCUGUAGGAGACAGGACAGAGAUGAAAUAAGACAGCAGGCACAGGCAGAGCUUAUGGCAGCUAGAAUGCAGCCUCCACAGGUACCUCACAUUCCUGACGAACCUGCUCCAUCUGCUCUUGUGCCUCCUGCUCCUGCAUACCUCCCUAUUCAUUAUGAGGGUGCAGUUGGACCUCAGAACUUUAAUGAUCCCCUCCACUACUUUGCGCCUAAUCCGGCACCAUCUUUGCAUGCACCACCUCAACUUGAUUACCAUCAGUUUAACAUCCAGUUUUAUCACCAUUUCCAGCAAGAAGAGAUGGAAAAUGAACAGAUUAGAAAUGACUUUCUUCAGAGACAAGCACAAGAGGCAUUUCAUCAACAGCAGAUUCAGCUGGAAUUGCAGCAGCAGGAAGCUAGGCAGAGAAAUAAAGAGGCUCAGUAUGCUUUUGAAAUACAGCAGCAGGAAGUCAAGUGGUGCAAUAGACAAGCUCAGGAGGCUCAUCAUUUACAACAGGAGGAGGCUGAGUGGGCUAAUAGACAAGCUCAGGAGACUCAUCGGCUACAGCAAGAGGUGUUACAAGUAACAUCAGUCACGGGACCCCCCUAUCAUUUUCCCUUCGUCCUCGCCCUCACCAUCUACUGGCUCGCACUUCUCUACUGGAUAUCUGUUGACCGGAUCCUCCGGACCGUUCCCGUCCCUCAUCUCCAUCUCCUCCUCAACCUUAUCUCGCUAUUGCACCAACGUGCACACGUGCCCCUGCACUUUGACUUGUCCUGA
This is a messenger RNA of Suillus plorans, 984 nucleotides long. RefSeq lists its product as uncharacterized. The transcript has a single exon. Lineage: Eukaryota; Fungi; Basidiomycota; Agaricomycetes; Boletales; Suillaceae. The record is from RefSeq and is a predicted model, not a curated record. Bases 1 to 984 code for a protein of 327 amino acids.